ACCGCGUGCACGUGACCAGGGCUCACUGCUGGAGCGAGCGCCUUGUUCACACAGCAUCAUGGCUGCGGAAGCUGCGGUCUCCCCCGGCGGAGCCUCUGCUGUCUCCUUCUCCACCCCAGGGGCUCGGAGCUCCCCGUCCCGCCUUCUGCUCCUAUCCGUCGGCCUCGCCUCUCUCCUUCUCCCGGCUCAGUCCCACGGGCUGCUGGGCUUCCGUCCGGAGGAGACCGGGGGGGAGCUGUCCGUGGAGGACGGGGUGCUGAGAGCCAUCGAGGGGACUCGCUUCAUGCUGCGGGUGUACUACUCCACCUCCUCCCCGAGCCGGAGACUAAACCGCACCGCGGGCUCCUCCAGGGCCAGCAACGCCGCUCCGUGGAUCGCCUUCAUCGAGGAGCCGAGUCCCGGGAGAGAGGGGCAGGUGCACCCCAAGCGGAACAUGUGCAUGGACAAGACCGCCCGGACGUCCGAUAUCGAGGUGCUGGGCUCGUUCAAGUCGGCCUCCAGCCAGAACUCGGUGCUGGUGGAGCUACUGGCCAAGGACCUGCGGCGCGGGGAGAAGAUCAAACACUACUCCAUGUGCGCCUUCGACGGCUCAAAGUGGGAGCACUACCGCACGCGGGACUUCUGGGUGGCGGUGGUGGAGCGCUCGGCUGUGCCCAACUUGUGGCUGCAGGUGCUGGUGUCGGUGCUGCUGCUAUGUCUGUCCGCGCUGUUCAGCGGCCUCAACAUCAGCCUGCUCGCGCUCGACCCGGUGGAGCUGCAGGUGCUGCAGAACAGCGGCACGCACACCGAGCAGAACCACGCGCGGAGGAUCGAGUCCGUGCGUCGCCACGGCAACUACGUGCUGUGCACGCUGCUGCUGGGCCACGCGCUGAUCAACGCCGCACUGGCCGUGUGGAUGUGCCAGAUCCUGGGCAUGACAUGGCAAUCCACCGUGCUCUGCGCGUUUGGCAUCUUUUUCAUCGGCGAGAUCCUGCCGCACUCGGUGGCCUCCCGCCACGGCCUCGCCAUCGCCUCCAAGACCAUCUGGGUGACGCGUGUGCUGAUGGUGCUCUCUUUCCCCGUGUCCUACCCCAUCAGCAAGCUGCUGGACCUGGUGCUCAGACAGGAGAUCUCCAACUUCUACACGCGGGAGAAACUCCUAGAAAUGCUGCGCGUGACCGACCCGUACCACGACCUGGUCAAAGAGGAGCUGAACAUCAUCCAAGGCGCGCUGGAGCUGCGCACCAAGACGGUGGAAGACGUGCUCACGCCGCUGGGCGACUGCUUCAUGCUGGCGUCGGACGCGCUGCUGGACUUCAACACCAUGUCGGAGAUGAUGCAGAGCGGCUACACGCGCAUCCCCGUGUUCGAGAACGAGCGCUCCAACAUCGUGGACAUCCUAUUCGUCAAAGACCUGGCGUUCGUGGACCCUGACGACUGCACGCCCCUCAAGACCAUCACCCAGUUCUACAAGCACCCGCUACACUGCGUCUUCAACGACACUAAACUGGACGCCAUGUUGGAGGAGUUCAAGAAAGGUAAGAGUCACCUGGCGGUGGUCCAGCGGGUGAACAACGAGGGGGAGGGCGACCCCUUCUACGAGGUCAUGGGCAUCGUGACUCUGGAGGACGUCAUAGAGGAGAUCAUCAAGUCUGAGAUCCUGGAUGAGACUGACCUGUACACUGAUAACCGCACCAAGCGCCGUGUGUCCCAUCACGAGCGGAAGCAGCAGGACUUCUCAAUCUUCAAGCUUUCGGAGAACGAGAUGAAGGUGAAGAUCUCCCCGCAGCUUCUGCUGGCCACACACCGCUUCCUGUCUACAGAGGUGGAGCCCUUCAAGCCAGGACACCUAUCAGAGAAAAUCUUACUGCGGCUGAUCAAGCACCCCAGCGUCGUCCAGGAUCUCCCGUUUGAUGAGAAGAACAAGCGGGCACCGCAGCACUUCCUGUACCAGCGGAACAAACCCAUCGACUACUUCCUGCUCGUGCUACAGGGUCGAGUGGAGGUGGAGUUUGGGAAAGAGGCUCUGAGGUUUGAGAAUGGAGCUUUUGCAUAUUAUGGGGUGCCAGCUAUCAUGCCAACAGGUACCCCCGUCUCAACAGUCCACAGAUCCCCUUCACGCAGCAGUGGUUUGGACCGCUCAGAGUCCAUGCUGUAUGGAGGCAGCAUGAACCAGCUGAACGGUGGGGGCAGCACCUACCUGCCCGACUACUCUGUCAGACAGCUGACCCCCGUUCAGGUCAUCAAGAUCACCAGGAGCCACUACCAGAACGCCCUGACCGCCACCCGCAUGGACACCUCUCCCCAGACCCCAGAACCGGACCUCCAACCCCCAGAGCUCCGUCCCCCAGUGCUGGAGCCCCCCACCCCCGAGCACGGCUCACACCUCAUGCCCCCCCCCAGGGAUACGGGACGGCCCGCCUCGGCCCGGAGUCGGGGGCAGCAGGCCAGUGUCCCGCACAGCACCUCGCUGCUUAACGAGAAGAACCGCAUCGUCCGAAGUAAGUCAGAUGGUCAGAAGAGUCCCAGUGACUCCGUGUUCCUGAGGUUGGAUGAGAUCCCUUACAUCAGGGAGGACCGGUCUGAGAGCCAGGACACAACAGAAACAUCUUCCGUUCCCAUGGAGACAGACACCUCCCCCUUUAUCAGUGCUCUGUCGCUGAGCGGCUCAGAGGACACACUGGGAAAGAAGCUGCUGCUGAAACUCAGUCACAAAAAGAGGAAAAAGUCUAGAGAGGGAGAUAAAACCCCAGAGGACCUCGCUGAGCAGCCGCUGGUGAAGACCUAAAGAGGCGGGGGCCCUCUCUGAGCGGCCCCUGGUGGAGACCUAGUGAGGUGAGGGCCCUCACUGAGCUGCUCCCGGUGAAGACGAGGGGAGGGCCCUCUCUGAGCAGCCCCCGGUGAAGACCUAGCGAGAGGAGGGCCCUCUCUGAGCGACCCCUGGUGGAGACCUAGCGAGAGGAGGGCCCUCUCUGAGCGACCCAUGGUGGAGACCUAGCGAGUUGAGGGCCCUCUCUGAGCGGCCCCUGGUGGAGACCUAGUGAGGUGAGGGCCCUCUCUGAGCGGCCCCUGGUGGAGACCUAGCGAGUUGAGGGCCCUCUCUGAGCGACCCAUGGUGGAGACCUAGUGAGGUGAGGGCCCUCUCUGAGCGGUCCCUGGUGGAGACCUAGUGAGUUGAGGGCCCUCUCUGAGCGGCCCCUGGUGGAGACCUAGCGAGUUGAGGGCCCUCUCUGAGCAGACCUAGCGAUGGUGGGGCCAACACUGGAGACAGAACGUUCCCAUUUUAAAAAGAACAUUAUCCGGAUGAUUCUGCAUGACUGGGAGAAACAGAGGAAUCCGCUGGACGGUGUCAAGUGAUUAUGAGUUUCCGGAUGACAGAAUUUUUCUAAAGAAAUCAAAAGAGAAGAGAAAGGGAUUAUAUAAGGAGGAUAUUAUGUCCUUGUGCCAUACUCUUCAUCAAGCCAUUUUAGGUUUGGAAAGUUCACAGAGACCUGUAUGCAAAGGGAUAUGUUUAUAUUUUUAUACACUACGUAGUCCGUUCACAUUUAAAAGACACUUUACGCUACUUAAAGACACUUUAAGACUUGUAUAUUGCGCAGCUAUUUUCUGCCCUAGCAUUAGCAAGGGUCAGUUGUGCCUGCUUGGGUAUAAUCUAGUGAAACAAGUUCCUUUGUGAGUGCCCUCUCAGUUGAACCCAGCUCCUUGUGUUGGGAAUCUUCAAAGCACCUUCUUUUUCUAACAAGCCCCCUUAUGUGAUGAACCGCUGGGUCUUUCAGCAUGCUCAUACACCGUCACAUUGACACCAACAUACACACACCUACACAUACAGCUGCACAGUUGCACACAC
Gadus chalcogrammus (walleye pollock) is the source of this 3826-nucleotide messenger RNA. Its product is annotated as metal transporter CNNM1-like. Lineage: Eukaryota; Metazoa; Chordata; Actinopteri; Gadiformes; Gadidae. Gene Ontology annotation, cellular component: plasma membrane. Gene Ontology annotation, biological process: magnesium ion homeostasis; transport. The record is from RefSeq and is a predicted model, not a curated record. Gene Ontology annotation, molecular function: transmembrane transporter activity. The coding region runs from base 59 to 2767 and encodes 902 amino acids. The transcript has 10 exons.